AUGGCUGAGGCUGAAGGUAGACCACACCGUGAAGCCAAAGCAACGGAAAAGGGACUCUUAUGGCAAAUCGAGAUCAAAUCAAAGGAGUUUGAAAGCCUCAUCAAGACUUGGAGGCGCACAGCAAAUAAACUUCGAGUGCUGCUGGGUGACGAGAGUGCUACCUCGACUAUCCAAGAAACUAGAGAUUGUCUACAGACCAAUGUAAACAAGUUGAUACUGACACAAGAUGAGUUGAUGGCACUUCGUGCCACUGCCAAGAUUGAUGACGACAGUGUCGGUAAACUAGAUGAAGUAGAGGAAGAGCACAGCAACCUGAUGAAACAAACUCUUGAGGUCUUGAUCGCACAAAGAGAAGGAACUGCCUCAUCACGGACUUCGACAAAAAGGUCGAAGAAAUCUCAUGCUGUACGUGUGGUAUCAGAGAAGCAGCAAGAUUGUCAAGAUUGGGUGAAUGGCAUCCGCGACGUUGAACCAGAAACCCACCCGAAUGUAAAUGACCUUCAAGGUGACGCAGUUAAGGUCUUGAUAGAACAGAUGCGGAUGACAAGGCUCCCAUUGCCCGAACCAGUGACAUUUGCAGGAGAUCCUAUGUCCUUUCCUGCGUGGAAGCACGCGUUUGAUGUUUUGAUCCAACAAAGCGGCAUUCAGCCUAUGGAUAGGUUUUUCUACUUACAGAAAUACUUAAGAAGUCAACCUCUAGAACUUGUUCGAGGAUAUGCUCUAGUUGGAAAUGAUAAGGCGUAUGGAGAAGCCAUGACGGCCCUCACCAGUAGAUAUGGUGAUCCCUUCAUCAUAGCAAAUGCCUUUCGCGAUAAAUUGGAACGAUGGCCGAAGAUAUCUCCGAAGGAUGCCAUCGGUCUGAGGAAUCUGUCAGACUUCCUCCAUCAAUGUGUCAGUGCCAUGGACAAGAUUGGCAACCUUCACCACCUAAACGACGAAAGGGAGAAUCAAAAGAUCUUGUAUAAAUUGCCAGACUGGCUCGUUGCACGAUGGUCACGCAAGGUUAUCGAUUGGAGAGAUGUGAAUGGACAGUUUCCACCCUUUCAGAUAUUUGCGAAAUUUAUCGAAGCAGAAGCUAAGGUAGCAUGCUACCCUGUUACCUCCCUCCAUGGCAAAAUCGAUGGACCAUCUAACAAGACGAAGUCUACAUCAGAUGUCAGAACCCUCUCAACCAAUGUGACGUAUCCAAACUCAGGCAGCAGGGAAAGGGAGAAGAGAGUUAAACCACAAUCAUGUUCAUGCUGCAAGAAGGACCACUCCCUACAAGAAUGUACUGAGUUUGCGUCAAAGAACAUGGCAGAUCGUAAAAGCCACAUAAGAGAGAAAGGUCUAUGUUACGGCUGCCUAAAGUAUGGUCACAUGUCUAAGGCUUGUAGGCGACGAAGUACCUGUGACAUCUGCAAAGGACGACAUCCAUCUCUACUACAUGAAAACAGAAAUAGACCAGAACCAAAGAAGGAACUAGAGGUAGAUCCAAGACCCAAUGAAACUCAGUCGUCAUGGUCUCAUGCUUCAUUUAGCCAACACUCUGACGCUGGAUUGACCAUUACGAAGAGUACAAUGAUAGUUCCUGUCUGGCUUUCUCACUCAACCACAUCGGAUGAGCGAAUGAUCUAUGCAUUACUUGACACUCAAUCCGACACCACGUUCCUGCUAGAGAAAACCAAGAAUGAGAUGAAUUUGCAUGGAACUCCUGUAAGUCUCCUUCUUUCAACGAUGUCAGCUAUGGAUGAAAGAGUACCAAGUGAACGCAUUGAGGGUCUUUCUAUCAGGUCAUUUGAUGGAGAACAGAGGAUAGCUUUACCAUCAACCUAUACCAGACAGUUCAUACCAGCAAAUCAUGAUCACAUACCCACUCCAGAGAUGGCGACCAGUAUCCCUCACCUUUCCAAGAUUUCACAUAACCUAUUGCCCUUACAAGAUUGUGAAAUUGGUUUGUUGAUUGGGUACGACUGUGCUAGAGCCCUCAUACCAAGAGAUGUCAUUCCUCCUGAUCAUGAUAGGCCUAAUGGUCCAUAUGGCCUAAAGACAGACUUAGGAUGGAGCAUUGUGGGUACUGUGAAAGAAAUUGAACACAACUUUGAGGAUGAUCCAGUUGGUGUAAGUCAUCGAUUGACAGCCUGUGAGAUUCCUGCUGAGCUAAAAACAGGAAACAAGGAUGUGUUGUUUGCUCAUAACACAUCAGUCAAGGAAGAGAUCACCCCUGCAAGAGUGACAAGAUUGAUGGAAGCUGAUUUCCUUGAUACCAAGGCUGAAGGAGUGGCAUACUCACAAAAUGACGUCAAGUUUAUGAACAUUAUGAGAGAUGAGAUUCACAAAUUAGACGAUGGGCAUUAUGAAAUGCCUUUGCCAUUCAAGGAUGAGAAGCCAAAGUUGCCGAAUAACAGAGUUCUUGCGAAGGGACGACUUGAUCAUCUUGGAAGAAAGUUCAAGCAAAAUGAUGAGUAUCGCAAGAAGUACACCAAGGUAAUGGAAACUCUUCUGGAGAAGGGUUAUGCGGAACCAGCACCAGAUCAUAACACAGAUGGUAAAGUGUGGUAUAUCCCACACCAUGGGGUAGUUCAACCAAAUAAACUGAGAGUUGUAUUCGACUGCAGUGCGAAAUGCAAAGGAGAGUCGUUAAAUUCGCACCUACUCACAGGACCAGACUUGACGAAUAAAUUAGUCGGAGUACUCUGUCGCUUCAGACUGGAUCACAUCGCAUUCAUGUGUGACAUUCAAGAAAUGUUCCACCAGUUCAGAGUCAACUUGGAAGACAGAGAUUAUCUCAGAUUCCUCUGGUGGAAGGAUGGUAAUUACGACGAAGUACCAAAUGAAUUCAGGAUGAAAGUACAUCUAUUUGGAGCAGCCUCCUCACCGGGAUGUGCCAACUUUGGUCUCCGACAAACUGCUUCAGACCAUGCUGCUGAGUUCGGUGAAGAUGUAAGAGACUUCAUUCAUCAAGAAUUUUACGUGGACGAUGGUUUGAAGUCCUUGCCUACAGUACACCAAGCUGUAGAUCUGAUAUCCAGAACCAAGAAACUAUGUGAGAAGGGAGGUCUCCAUCUCCAUAAGCUUGUAUCUAAUUCAAGAGAGGUACUGCAAACGGUUCCAGAAGAAGAUAGAGCAAAGACCGUCAGAGAGAUUAAUCUGCUUCAUGACGACCUACCACUAGAGCGAGCUCUUGGAGUCCAGUGGUGUGUUGAAUCUGACUCGUUUAACUUCAGAAUCACACUUCAGGACAAGCCACUAACCAGACGAGGGAUACUUUCUACAGUUAUGUCUAUUUACGAUCCCUUAGGAUUGUUAGCACCAAUAGUGCUUACAGGAAAGAAGAUUCUCCAGGCACUCUGCAAGCUGUCCACAGACUGGGACGAUCCUCUUCCAGACGAUCUUCGAGUAAAGUGGGAAAAUUGGAGAAAGGACAUACUACAACUUGAAUCCAUCUCAAUCCCUAGGUGCUACAAACCUACUAACUUCAAGUCAAUAAAGUCAAUACAAUUUCACUACUUUACUGAUGCAAGUACCUCGGGAUAUGGUCAAUGUACUUACAUGAGACUAACUGAUGUAAACGAUAAAGUACAUUGUACAUUAGUAAUUGGAAAAAGCAGGGUGGCACCCUCGAAGUCUGUAACAGUACCUCGCCUGGAAUUGACUGCUGCUGUUGUCGCCGCUAAGGUUAAGAAAUUUCUGGAAGCAGAGCUUAAAUUUGAUGAUGCAGAACAUGUGUUCUGGACUGACAGCAGAGUCGUGCUUGGCUACAUAAAUAACACUGACAAACGCUUUCACGUAUUUGUAGCCAACAGGAUUCAACAGAUCCGGGACUUUUCCAGACCUUCAGAGUGGAAGUACAUUGAGUCAAAAAAUAACCCUGCUGAUGAAGCAUCCAGAGGUCUAACAGUUAAUCAGCUAAAUGACUCAAAAUGGCUACAUGGACCAAAAAUGCUAUGGGAACAGUCAAUUCCCACAUAUGAAGUUAAAGAGACAUUCGAUGUUCUUCCCAAUGACCCAGAGGUGAAAAGGUCUCAAGUACAUGUCUCUCAAUCCAGAGAAGAUGGGUUCGACUUGCACAGACUUCAACGUUUCUCUAGUUGGCUUGUAGCAAGGAAGGCUGUUGCAUAUUGCCUGAUAUUCAUCUCACGUUUGAAACAACGCUGCAGAGAGAGACAUGCCAAGAAAGCAAAGGACGAUCCAUUAACCAAGGCUAAUGUUGCAGUGCUGGAUCUCCAUCAAGCAGAGAUUGAAAUUCUGAAGCAUGUUCAAAGAGAAGCAUUUGGAGAUGAAAUCCAGAUUCUGAAAUCUAUCCAAAAUGAUCAGGGUCUUACUGAAAGAAAGAGGAAGCGUCAGAUAAAGAAAGCUAGCCGUCUCCAUGGUCUAGAUGCCUUCCUAGAUAAAGAUGAUAUCCUGAGGGUAGGAGGACGGAUUCGAAGAGGUGAUGAUUCGUACAUAAGGAAGCAUCCCGCAAUCCUUCCUCAAAGCCACCAUAUCACAGAAAUAAUUCUUCGUCAUUGCCAUGCAUUGACAGCACAUCAGGGUAGAGGCAUGACGCUAAAUCAAAUCAGAGAGAAUGGAUUCUGGGUUCUUGGAGGCAGUAAUCGAGUAUCAAAACUCAUACGGAAAUGUGUCAUAUGCCAGAAACUACGAAGUCCAACUCAAAUCCAAAAAAUGUCAGAUCUUCCUUCCGACAGAGUAACAGAGGCUCCACCAUUCACAUAUUGUGGGAUGGACUGUUUUGGACCUUGGAUGAUUAAGGAAGGUAGAAAGGAUUUGAAGAGAUACGGUCUUAUCUUCACAUGUAUGGCCUCUCGGGCGGUACACAUCGAGACACUCAACAGCUUGACUACUGACUCAUUCAUUCAAGCAUUUCGUCGUUUCACAGCUCUCCGAGGACCAGUUCAACAACUAAGAUGUGAUAGAGGGACAAACUUCGUCGGAGCGGAGGCAGAACUAAAAAGGGCCUGGCAUGAAAUGGAUCAUCAGAAGGUAAAGGACUGCCUUCUCAGUGACGGAUGUGAUUAUGUUCACUUUAUCUUCAACGUUCCCUCUGCCAGCCACAUGGGAGGAGUAUGGGAGCGGCAGAUACGCUCUAUUCGCAGUGUUCUAGAUACUCUCCUGUACCAAUCUGGAAGGCAGCUGGAUGAUGAAUCACUACGAACCUUGAUGUGUGAGGCUGCAGCUAUCAUCAACAGCAGACCAUUGACAGUAACUCAUCUCAAUGAUCCAACGUAUCCAGCACCUCUGACGCCAAACCACCUCAUAACAAUGAAGUCUAAAGUGUUCCUUCCUCCCCCAGGAAACUUCCAGAAUGCAGAUAUCUACUCGAGAAAGCGAUGGAGGAGAGUACAACACCUCAUUAAUGAAUUCUGGAGUAGAUGGAGAAAGGAGUUCCUUCAGAACCUUCAGGUCCGCCAGAAGUGGACACGCCCACAACGCGAAGCUUGUGUUGGAGACAUUGUCAUUCUGAAGGACAACAAUACUCCAAGAAAUCAGUGGCCCCUAGCGCGUGUUGCCAAACUCCUGCCAUCUGAAGAUGGACACAUUCGCAAAGUGAAACUUACCUUGGGAGACCCCGGAAUAGGUAAUAGUGGUAAGCGUAAAGGUCCUCUUCAAGAAUUAGAGCGUCCUAUUCAUAAACUGGUGUUACUGUUACCGCAAGAAGACCAAUAG
This is a messenger RNA of Lytechinus pictus (painted urchin), 5646 nucleotides long. RefSeq lists its product as uncharacterized. The record is from RefSeq and is a predicted model, not a curated record. The transcript has a single exon. Bases 1 to 5646 code for a protein of 1881 amino acids. Gene Ontology annotation, molecular function: zinc ion binding; nucleic acid binding. NCBI's taxonomy places the organism in Eukaryota, Metazoa, Echinodermata, Echinoidea, Temnopleuroida, Toxopneustidae.